AUGUAAAUGAACUAAUUGCAAAGAUCAGAUUAUUAAGAUAUACGUGCUAUCAGCUUUCCGGACUGAUCGCCUCUACUUAAUCAGAAAGUCAUAAAUAGCACAUAGAAACCCACUCGACCAGCCACAAGCGUGUUCUAUUUACCAGACAUGGACAGAUAAGAAAGUAUUUCCGAAGAUUGCGGAGUCACGUUAACAUAGGAAGGGGGCUAAUCGAAAGUCACCAUAUAUUACUAAUCCUUAUCUCAGACAAACACUAGACAUUGCUUAUAAAAAGGGUCGCUCCAGUCCGGAUGCCAAAUAUUCGGCGGUCGGACGUCUACAGAGAUGGUGAAAUUAACACUAGUACUGCUUCUUUUUGGCCUGGCCAUAGCGAGUGCCCUCGAUCUGGGUCCAGCCCAAGGCUUGGAACUGGAUGCAGAGGAUUAUCAGAAAUUAAACAAACUGAGGCAUUUGUCAGAAGAGUUUUUUACCCAUUACCGGAAUGUAACAAUAGAGGACUUGGUCCCCGAAGGACGACUUCCCACCGUUUCGGAUCUACUGUGCUAUGCGGAUUUCGCUCAGCUUACCGCAGGAUUGGCCACCGGCAGCCUUUGGUCCUACAGAAUGAUUGACUCCUGGGGUUCCAUUCCGGCUGGAAUCCUGAAGGGUCACUUCAAGGACCUGGGUCACUACGACGAGUGCGUUGCCAUCGAACAAACCGUCGCAUCGGGCUCCACUGUGGUUGGAAAAUACUGCCUGGCCAAUCUGCCUCUGACGGAUUUUAUUGGAGGUGGUGUUGGGGGUGGCUUCUCGAAUCUAUUGAAUAUCCAGUCGGCCGUUUGCUUCCCCGCCUCCUGUUCGGCCACCAAUAUGGACACACUCCUGAAACGAGUCGUGAAACAACUGAUCGGAUUGGAACUGACAUCGAGUAUGGUCAGCGAAAGCACCUGCAAAACUGCUGAGCGUGAGGAAUACGAUGCCGUGACCAUUUUCGCCAUCGUUUUUUUUUCUGUGUUUGGCGGAUUGGUGGUUCUGGCCACACUCUACGACUAUUUCUUGUGUGAGGAUCAAAAAAAACUUCCUGCUAUCGUGAAGGCUUUCUCCGCUCGUGCCAAUUCCCGAUUUAUAUUCACUGUUAGUACCAAGUCCAAUCCCAAUGUUGUUGAGUGUCUUCACGGACUGCGUGGAAUGUCCCUGAUUUGGGUGUGUUAUGGUCACGACUAUCUUAUUGGUAUCACCUCCCCCAACAUCAACCUGUACGAUGUGUAUACUUGGGCCAAGACACCUUAUAUGGAAAUUAUCCAAGAAGGCGUGUUUGCAGUGGAUACCUUCUUCUUUAUAAGCGGACUUCUCGUUGCCAUGGUCGCUCUGCGUGCGAUGGAAAAGUCCAAGGGAAAGCUGAAUAUUCCACUAAUGUACCUCCAUCGCUAUCUGCGCCUCACACCCGUCGUGGCAGCUUCUAUCUUGCUCUACUGGAAGAUACUGCCCCUUUUGGGCGACGGCCCGCUCUUCGGCAACUGGAACUUUGAUAACUACGCUACCUGCGAUGAAAACUGGUAUUGGACCCUGCUUUACAUUCAGAACUACGCCACCCAUCAGCAGUGCCUGGUACACACAUGGUACCUAGCCAUCGAUAUGCAGUUGUAUAUCCUCGGUCCUUUCCUGCUGCUCAUCGUCUACAAGUGGGGUAAGAAAGGUGCUGCGGUUGUCCUGCUAAUUACUCUGGGAUUCGUCGCCUACUUGUUCAGCGUUAUGGUGAUCAACGACUAUUCUCUAUUAAAUGGCACGGGCGGUGGACCUAACGAUUACACCGAAGAUCUGUCCCACUACACCCAUAACAGAACCUCUGGAUGGCUAGUUGGCUUCCUGUUCGGCUUCUUCCUGCACUCGAUCCGUGGAAAGGACAUCAAGCUGAGUCGUCCUGCUGUCUGGCUGGGAUGGAUCACCAGCUUGGCCCUGCUGUUUACCUGCAUCUUUGCCAUGUACCCCUAUGGAACGUUCAAGUCCAAGACCAUUCCCAUCCUUAACGAGGCCUUCUACGUGUCGCUCUCUCGUGUUGCCUGGCCCCUUGGCUUAAGUUGGGUGGUCUUUGCCUGCAUGAAGGGAUACGGUGGACUGGCCAAUUCCUUCCUCAGCUCGCCACUUUGGCAGCCCCUGUCAAAGCUCUCCUUCUGCACCUACAUGGGACAUCUGAUGAUCCAGAACCUCAAUGGUGGGCGCACGCGAGUAAACACCUAUUUCUCGAACUACGACAUAAUGCUGCGUUUCUGGCAGGACUUCGGUUUUUCAGUGCUGCUCGCCUAUGUCAUGUACAUUUUGAUCGAAGCUCCCUGCGGCGGAGUGGAGAGUCUCCUCCUGCCGAACCGAAGACCAGCUCCCCAGCCCAAGGUGCUGCCUGCUGAGACCUCGCCAGAGGCAAACCCAUCACCUGUUGAUGUAGAGAAACGGGCUGCAGAUCCAAUUGCUCCUUUGAACGAAGGCGCUUCGGCAUCGGCUCCUCCUCUGGAAAUCAAGACUGAGCUCCAGACUAACUAAAACUACUAGUUUUAAUAAGAAACCAAAUCUUUAUAGAAAUAAAUAUAGAAUACU
This is a messenger RNA of Drosophila suzukii, 2568 nucleotides long. RefSeq names its product nose resistant to fluoxetine protein 6. NCBI's taxonomy places the organism in Eukaryota, Metazoa, Arthropoda, Insecta, Diptera, Drosophilidae. Gene Ontology annotation, molecular function: acyltransferase activity, transferring groups other than amino-acyl groups. The record is from RefSeq and is a predicted model, not a curated record.